ACAAUUUCACGACAAUCAAGUUCACACAUGUAUUUGGAAUUAUUCAAACACCUGUUGGUCCUUAACUUCUCUUAUCUUUGUAUUGUGAAAUCAGAGUAUCUUUAUAAAUUUUCUUAAAUAUUUGGAUAUUUGAACAUGAAAAUGCAAAUUCAACUUUCAACAGAUUUGUGGUAACAAGAUCAUUUCCCUGUUAUAGGAUCAAUAACAUUCUUAAAAGUUCUAUUUUAUUUUAAUUUAAUAAACAAACUUGAAUACACAUGCGCAAAUUUGAACAGUCUAUACUUCGGGACUCGAUGUAUUUUCCUGUGACCCCGUGACGUAUUUUUGACAGUGAGUUAACAAGGGAAAUUUUGCAUUGCAAAGUAUUCAUUUGUGCACAACUUUGUCUUCAUGAAUAGGUUUCUUUUUGACAGAUUCCUUACCCCGUACCCCUUUUUAUACAUUUUAAAGUGUUUGUUUAAGUUCCAUCUGAAACAACAUAAGAUUCCUGAAAGACGGUCUUUUACAUCCUUUAGAACCACAGCAGAGUUAGAUAAUACACUUUUCUCAAACAAAGCACAAAAAUCAAAUCAGUUGUUAAAUUCUAGUCCAGACCAUGUCUUUUCGAAUGCUGAGUCAUGAUUCAAGAUGAGGCAGAGACAAAGUCAUCAUCAGCUUUACAUCCAUUCAUGUCUGAGAGUUGUGCGCAAUCAAAUGUUUAUGACCUGCAGAUACUCAUGGAAAUGAAUUCUUACCCUUUUAGGAUUUUCAACAAUCAGCAUCUUAAAUCUGUGGUUUUUAUGUCUUCCUUGUCUGUUAGGAGUUCAUCAGGGCUUUUGAAAUCACGCAAUUUGGAACAUCCAAUAGCAAAGCAAAAAAAUCAAAACAAACGACAAAACAAAAAUGUCAGUGACAGAAGGCUUCACGAUUCUAUAACCUUUUGUUUCAAGGUUAAUAAGAGCUUGUUGGGUAACAUCAUGCACUUAAAACAGUUAACAGCACAGCAACGUCAGCAAAUGCGAAGGUUUGAGGUGUUUUACAACAAGACAAUGCUUUCAUUAUCUUCUGCAGAGCAGGUCAGACAGGAGGAGAGCCCUUCAGAUAAUUUACUGACUCAACACAACAUAAAUGUUAAACUCAAUGUAACUAGAAAAAAAGAGCCAGCAGAGAUGCUGCCAAAUGUAUGAAAUAAAAAAAGGUAAUUUUGAUCAAUUUACUUGAAUAAAAUUUAAAAAGAAAAUCCUCAAAAGGAGAAGCACUAACAAAAUGAAUAAACUUUUUCUCUGUUCAAGUACAGAACUUGAGAUGGGAAAAACUGCAGUUUGCGAGUGUUUUAUACCCUGCCAACUGUCAGCAAUGCAAAUUUGUCCUCUAUAGUAGACAUUUCUACACCUGAAAAUCAUACUGCCUCUUCAUAGUACUUAGUUAACCCCUUUUGAUAUCUACAGAGGACAUUUGGGACUUUUUAAUGAUAUCAAAUGUGAGUGAGGGGUUCUGGGAAUUGUAGUUUUUGUUGGAUUUAAAGUAACAUUUUCUAUAAUAAAUUCUCUGAUAGUCAGGCGAAUAUCACUUUUCUAUAGGAUAGAUAGAUCUAUAGCUGCUCAGAUUUGAAUUAAAACAGAGACAUAUACAUAAAUAGCAGAAACUGCUCCAUGUCAUUACUUUCACUUAUUUAACUUGAAGCAUAUAUAUCAAAUGCUUUCUUUCCCAUUUAUAAUCAAAUUGUGACUCCUGAUUGAACCUGGACAUCUUUUAAAUUGCAGAAGAACUGCCUUGGCUGAGACGGUCUGAUGAUUGCACCCCUGCAGUGGACCUUUCCUGGUGAUCCUUGCAGUCAUGGGAACAAGGAGAUCCAACAGGUACAGCAUUGUGUCAGACAUCAUACCUGAGGAGGAACUACAGAAGAUCUCCAGCCUAAGCCUACACAACGGCCAAGGGUCCCUCAAAGUCCAACAGUACUUUGACUCAGAAGGAGGCGACAGCAGGAGGAGGUCUGGAGCCCUUGCUGUUGUCCCGAGCACCAGAGAGCAACGAGGGAUGAACAACUACAAUGGGAAGGUUCUAACAAGGGGGUCCAAUCAGAUACGGAGCCGUUUUGUAAAGAAGAAUGGGCAAUGCAACGUGGUGUUCACUAACAUGGAGGAAAGGAGGCAGCGCUACCUUGCAGACAUCUUCACCACCUGUGUGGACAUCCGCUGGAGAUACCUGUUCUCUAUAUUUUGCAUAAGUUUUCUUCUCUCCUGGCUACUUUUUGGCAUAAUCUUUUAUAGUGUCUCCUUGGCACAUGGGGACUUUGAAAACCUCCCAACUCAGAAAGGUGACGGACUGCUUGCAGGCAGCCUGCAUGGACCUUCUUCUGGGUACAUAGCAGGAGGUCAUACUCAAAGGAUACCCUGCAUCCUUCAUGUCCAGGGCUUUGUGGGGGCACUCCUGUUCUCCAUGGAAACCCAGACAACUAUUGGCUAUGGCUGGCGCUGUGUUACAGAGGAGUGUCCUGUGGCGGUUAUAACGGUGGUGGUACAGUCCAUCAUUGGCUGCAUCAUUGACUCUUUUAUGAUUGGCACCAUCAUGGCCAAGAUGGCUCGACCAAAGAAGAGGAAUCAAACCCUCAUGUUUUCCAAAAAUGCUGUAAUUGCCCUUCGUGAUAGCAAGCUCUGCCUCAUGUGGAGGGUGGGUAACCUGCGGAAGAGCCACAUUGUGGAAGCGCACGUCCGUGCCCAGCUCAUCCGCUCCUAUGUCACAGAGGAAGGGGAGUUCAUCCCCCUGGAACAGAUGGACCUCAACGUUGGCUACGAUGAAGGCACAGAUAGGUUGUUUCUCGUAUCUCCACUGGUUGUAAUUCAUGAAAUAGACAAAGACAGCCCUCUGUACACUUUAAGCAAAGCUGAUCUGGAAGCAGAUGAUUUUGAGAUUGUUGUCAUUUUGGAGGGAAUGGUGGAAGCCACCGCCAUGACUACCCAAUUCCGUAGUUCUUACCUCGCCAGGGAGAUUUUCUGGGGUCACAGGUUUGAGCCUGUAAUUUUCGAGGACAGGGAACGCUACAAAGUAGACUAUGCUCGCUUCCAUAAGACCUACGAGGUGCCCUCAACGCCCCACCUCAGCGCCAAAGAGCUAGACGAAGCUGCCAGCCGAGCAUCCUCUGCUGGGUCUCCCGCAUCACCUUUCAGAUCCAAACAAGACCUGAUCCCGCGAACGCUGAGCGCCUUCUGCUACGAGAAUGAGGUUGCACUGAGCUGCGGAGAGGAAGAUGAAGACAUAUUUGACUCCUCACAGAUUGUCGGCUUGGAGAGGGGAGAGGAGAGGAGGACUUCAGUGGACUUCCACAACAUGUUCCACGACAGCUCCACUGUGACUUCAGGAAGCCAUAAUGUCAUGUGUGUCCUGGACAUGGACAACCAGAUGGAGUUUGACAUCCUUCAGACUGCCUUUCCUCUUGAUCCGAUGACUUACAAAAAUGAGCAGGAGACCUAGAAGUAAAACAAAAGUAUUCAUGAGUCAAAGUGUGAAAUGACAGUUUCAUUGGUUUGUUUUUGUCUGUGGUGAGAGUAUUGAAGCGCCUUUGGCCUUUCCCGUGUUUUAUACUUAAAUUAAUUUGUUUUCCCCUAAAUAGUGAUCUUAAUUCAGAAAUUCAAAUUCCAGUUCCCUGUAAAACGUUUGACACAUGAAACUGAAUUCCCGAAAGAGCCAUGCAAAAUUACAGAGUAAAGGUAAAACACUUUUUAACCCCUGGAAUAACCCUAAUAUCCAUAAGGCCACUUAUUUUUCAAACCUACCUUCAUUUAGCAUCUACUCAGAAGCAAGUGACAUUUUCUUUUCAUAGUUAGAAACUAAUUCAGGCAUUAAGGGGUUAACCUCUGGUCUCAAAACAAAAAAUCACAAAAGCAUAAAGUCACAGUAACUUGAUUUGAUUUCUGUUUUGCCAAAACCCUAUUCUGUAAACAUAUAAAGAGGUAUUUUGGUAAAAUUCUUGCAACAGUUUGAGUUACACACCUCCUCUGGAAACUUGUUAGAGUCUCUGACAAUUGAACAUUUUUGUUUGGUGCAAAACGGCAAAAAUUAUUCAAGUCAUUUGACACAUUUAUGCUAUGUUUUUUUUCGGUGCAGUAAAAACAAACAUUCAAAGUGCAAUCAAAGCUAGCAAAUUUAGUGUGCUUCUCAGAGCAGAACUAAAGGUCUGAACGGUUUCAGCAUUGAGUCCACUCCAUCCUUACAGCAUGUUUGAGUGGUCUGAUUUUUGAGUGAACUUUAUUUAAAAAGUCCACAAAACCCAGAAUAUUUGUUAACUUUAAGAAUCUUGCUCUCUAACUUGUUGGUUUGUUUCUUAAGGCAGUCGAUGACAAGAGAAAUAAUCCUGAAAUGUGGCUUUUAACCUUGUUUGUGAUGUUGCUGUUUGCCAAAGGACUGGAGUUCAGGAGGAAAACACUAAACGCCUCUGAGUUGAACGGGUCAUGGAGCAAACAUGCAGCCUAAGUGUACUCAUAGUUGUUGAUGGUAGAAAGGUGGAAAACCACAGAAAAGCACAAGCUGUUGGAUUGAUCUCUAAGAAUGUCCAACAUGAUUCAGGAUUUGCACAUGCGGAGAGGAUGUAUUCAAGCUGAACUAACAGUAAUGGAAGCUGCUUGGGAUUCAUUCUUGCACAUUGAUGAAAUUAAAUAGAAACUGCUUCUUCAGAGAAGCAGAAAGUAGUUUGAUAGAAAAAUGUUUUUUAACAUGAUUUUAAACUUGAGUUCAUUGACUUAAAUAGAGUUUCCUUGUUUUUAGGUUCACAGUUUGAGUUUGACUGAUUAAAAGGGGGAAGAGGCAAAUGGGUUAGGUUUUUACUCAUGAAACUUUUAUUGUACAUUUUUGUUACUAGGGAAUGUCAAAGCAUGCUUUGUUAAUUUGAGUCUAUGAAUCAGCAAUCAAUGGGGGGGGGGGGCAGCAAAUGAAGCCCAGAGCUGAUGUACAAAUCCUUAAACCACAAAAAAUGUAUUUCCCUUUAAGAUUCCAAAGCCCUGCUGGGGAGGCAUCUCCCUGUGCAACCCACCCAGUCUCAUCCCAAAACAUCUGGGUUGGUGCAACAUUUAAGAUGUUUUACUGGAGUCAGACUCCAACGAACUUUAACUUUUUGUUACUUUUGUCUUAAAACUGAUUUGUGCAUCAAAUAGGCAACUAUCUAUGUUUGAGACAUAAAUAGACAAAUAGCCCUUAUUGUGUUAUUGAUUCUAAUAUUAACUCACAAUUACUCUAUGAUUGUAAACCCACACACACAUUCAUAUCUUAGAUUUUUGUUUUGUAUAAACAAUGGUCAGUUCAGAUAUAAAAAUGUGGACAUUAUCUUUUAGUCGUCUUUCUAGUCACUGUCUAUAUUUGUUUUUUGAUGCGGUUUUUUAAAAACGUUUUAUUCUUGACCUUGUUGGAAAUCCUGAAUUUAAGAGAAGAGGGGAGGGGAAAUCUGAAGAUACUGAACAUGGACCUUUGUUUCUCUGCAGUAAAAACAGUUUGCAAAGUAUUUCACAGGCACACACAUAUUUAUUUCAAUUGCUUUCUUUAUUUUCUCUUUUAUGUAUCGAAUCCACCAAUUAGUGGCAACUUUCUUAUUCAAUAAAGAAUCCAGAUUAUCAUAAUGUAUUACAACUUUUAGUUAAACGAAUGAAUAUUUAAAGAAUAGACCACUUCUGAACUUGACAAUGAUUCUACAUCCAUGUUUUAAUUUUAAUAUUAACUUUUCUCCACCUACUGGCUAAAUUAUCUGAUCUCAGGUCUCAAAUUUAAAUGUUUACUUUAAGAAUUUGUAGGAAAUCUGAUAUCCAGAUGUGGUGUGAAUGUAAUUGUCUGCUCCAAAUAGACCCACCCUGUUCAAAGAAGGGUUAAACAAAAGUAAAAUGUCUUUCAAGGGUAAAACCGGCUGGCAGUUCAUAAAAUUUCAGUCUUCUUGUGCAAUUUUUUAAGUGAGUUAUUUUUAAAAUAAACAGAAGUGGAAAGUUGUUUCUUUUUGCUACUGUAAUUGUCCAGUGUUUAAAUAAUCUUCCAGCUUGUCGACAAACAAAAGGAUAUAUAAAGAGCACUUUAUUCUUUCUUGUACAUUUUAAUGUUGUAAAUAAACAUUUAUACAGUA
Molecule: messenger RNA, 6076 nt
Organism: Oryzias latipes (Japanese medaka)
Lineage: Eukaryota; Metazoa; Chordata; Actinopteri; Beloniformes; Adrianichthyidae
Source: RefSeq, a predicted model, not a curated record